Molecule: messenger RNA, 980 nt
Organism: Lycium barbarum (goji berry)
Lineage: Eukaryota; Viridiplantae; Streptophyta; Magnoliopsida; Solanales; Solanaceae
Product: peptide methionine sulfoxide reductase B1, chloroplastic
Exons: 5
Coding region: 16-645 (209 amino acids)
Biological process (GO): response to oxidative stress; protein repair
Cellular component (GO): cytoplasm
Molecular function (GO): peptide-methionine (R)-S-oxide reductase activity
Source: RefSeq, a predicted model, not a curated record
UAUGAGUACUAGAAAAUGCCAGCAAUUUCAUAUUCAAGAAUCAGUUGUGUCAUAAUGUCCAUGGCUUCUCAGACCAUACCAAGUUCCUUCAGUUCAGCUGUAAACUUUUCAUCAAGAUCCCAUUUGGGAUUUAAUAGCAAACCAUUAUCUUGCAUUAAUUUUGGUGCACUAAACAGAAUUACUGUCUCAAUUCGUGCGAUGGGGUCCUCUGCUUCUUCUUCGAAAUCUGAUAGUGCUCAAGGGGCCAGUAAAACAGAUUAUAGCUCUAUAAGCGAUGAGGAGUGGAGGAAGCAGCUAACGAAUGAACAAUUUUACAUCACACGACAAAAGGGCACAGAACGGGCAUUCACUGGGGAGUACUGGAACACUAAGACCCCUGGAACAUAUCACUGCAUCUGCUGCGACACUCCUUUAUUUGAAUCUUCUACCAAAUUUGAUAGUGGGACCGGCUGGCCAUCUUACUACCAGCCCGUAGACAACAAUGUGAAGUCAAAUUUGGACUUGUCUAUCAUUUUCAUGCCUCGUCAAGAAGUUGUAUGUGCAGCUUGUGAUGCUCAUCUUGGGCAUGUAUUUGAUGAUGGCCCUCCGCCUACUGGAAAGCGUUACUGCAUCAAUAGCGCUGCCCUGAAAUUGAAGCCAAAGUAGAAACGUGCUGCUGCAUAGAAUACCAAAGGGUAUCAGUUACAUUAGAAAGUGAAGAUAUCAAGCUGCAGAAUUAUUCAUAUGCAGGAAUAUUGUUGCUUCUAAUGUUUAAAGCUUGAGGGCUUCUUCUGUGUGAUAUGUUACAUUUUUACUGAUAUGUUCACAUAUACAUAAUGUAUAAGUGGGUCAAAUGUACACAUUUUCAGCAUACUCUACGUAAAGGUCUUACAUGUUCAUAGGUUUUCUUGGCUCGUGUUUACUGUUGCAUUCAAUUUGGAUUGAGUCAUGCAGUCUUCUGAUGCUUGAUAUAUAUGGGGAAAGUUUAACUUAUUGUUGUU